UUCUUGCUUCUUCUUCUUUUCUUUUUUUUUUAAAUAAUUAAUUUGAUUUUAUUUGAAUAUUACAAUAGACAUUCACGAACCUCACCAAAAUACCAGUUGCCACCUUAAACCCGUGGAUCGUUACCUGGAAGUGUAAGCCCCUCGAAGAUGUCUGCGGCGUCUUCAGCUUUCUUGGUACCCUUUUCCAAGUACUCAACUUCAACACCAGUGUUUUAUCUCUCUAACUCUCAUGUUCGUAGCUUCACGGCUCCAACAAACAAAUCUCAUCCUCGAUCAAGUGGUUUUUAUGGAGGAGCCAGCUUCUUCCAUGGAUUUUGUGGCUUUAAAUUAUGGAUACUUGAGAGCCUUAACCUACGGCAGCCCAAGGGAAAAUUUGGUCCUAAACAUGAGUUGAAGAUUAUAAAAAAUCAAGACAAAGAUCAUUCAUCAAUUCAUAUUGAAACAACUUCAUCAUUUGAAGAACAAGCCUCUGAUGGAACAACAAUUGAGUUGGGGCAUGUGUCCACUUCUAUGCAAUCUCCUACAUCUUUACCACAAACACAUUCCUCUGAUUUCCCAAGUGAUGUUGCUGGACGACCAUCAGGUCCAUCACUGUGCAUAGCUGUCAUAGGAGCUACUGGUGAGUUGGCAAGGAGAAAGAUCUUUCCAGCACUAUUUGCUCUGUAUUACACUGGGUUUCUUCCUGAGAAUAUUGGAAUAUUUGGUUAUUCGAGAAAGAAUUUGACAGAUGAAGAUCUAAGAUCAAUAAUAGCUUCAACUCUGACUUGCCGUGUUGAUCAUCAAGAAGACUGUGGAGACAAAAUGGAUACUUUUCUGAGUAGGACAUAUUACAUUAAUGGCGGUUAUGAUAACAGAGAAGGGAUGCUAAAGCUUAAUGCCCUAAUGGAGCAUGUUGAGGGGGGAUCUGCAGCGAACAGAAUAUUUUACCUUUCGGUGCCACAAGAAGCACUUAUAGAUGUUGCUUCUUCUCUUGCCGAUUAUGCCCAAACCAUCAAGGGCUGGAACCGUAUAAUAACUGAGAAACCAUUUGGCUUCAAUUUACUAUCAUCUCUUCGGUUGACACAGUCUCUUCUUUCCAAGUUUAAGGAGAGGCAAAUAUACAGGAUUGAUCAUCUCCUAGGCAGGAACCUUAUUGAAAAUCUUACAGUUUUAAGAUUUUCCAAUCUAGUUUUUGAGCCACUAUGGAGUCAUAAAUACAUAAGAAAUGUACAGAUUGUCUUAUCAGAAGACCUGUGUGUGUACGCAUCAAGGUAUUUUGAGGGUUAUGGGAUAAUUCGAGACAUAGUACAUAGUCAUAUACUCCAAACAAUAGCAUUGCUUGCCAUGGAACCUCCUAUAAGUCUUGAUGGUGAAGAUAUUCGAAACGAAAAGGUCAAGGUUAUGAGGUCGAUCCGCAAAUUGGAACCUAGUGAUGUUAUACUUGGGCAAUACAAAGCAGGCAGGGAGGAUAAAGUUGAUGUGUAUACAGACAGUCUGACACCCACAUAUUUUGCUGCUGCAAUGUAUAUUGACAAUGCACGCUGGGAUGGUGUGCCUUUUUUGAUUAAAACUGGAAUAGGACUCAUUGAACACAGGGUGGAGAUACGUAUACAGUUUCAUCAUGUCCCAGGAAACAUUUAUCGAGAGCGAAUGGGGCAUAAUAUUGACCUUGUUACCAACGAGCUGAUUUUACGAGAUGCUCCAGAUGAAGCCAUCCUCAUCAGGGUCAAUAAUAAGAUCCCAGGACUGGGGUUGUACUUGGAUUCCCCAGAAUUGAAUUUGCUUUACAAGGACAAGUACAAUGUUGACAUACCCGAUUCAUACGAGCAUCUUCUUCUUGAUGCCAUCCACGGUGACAAUCAUCUGUUCAUGAGAAGCGACGAGGUUGCAGCUGCGUGGAAUAUUCUAAGUCCAGUCAUCCAGGAAAUAGACAAGAACAAUAUAGUACCAGAGCUGUAUGAAUUGGGGGGAAGAGGUCCAAUUGGUGCAUACUAUUUGUGGGCAAAACAUGGAGUUCGGUGGGCAGAGGACUAGCGUUAUUUUUUUUGAAGAGCAACUAAAUCCAUGGAACUACAAUAUUACAUCAUGAAGUUGAUAAAGUUCCUUGCCAGAAAACAAAUAAACUACAUUAUCUAUUUAAAUAAAUUGAAACCACUGAUUCAACUCA
Humulus lupulus (European hop) is the source of this 2146-nucleotide messenger RNA. Its product is annotated as inactive glucose-6-phosphate 1-dehydrogenase 4, chloroplastic. The transcript has 12 exons. NCBI's taxonomy places the organism in Eukaryota, Viridiplantae, Streptophyta, Magnoliopsida, Rosales, Cannabaceae. Bases 148 to 2013 code for a protein of 621 amino acids. Gene Ontology annotation, biological process: glucose metabolic process. Gene Ontology annotation, molecular function: glucose-6-phosphate dehydrogenase activity; NADP binding. The record is from RefSeq and is a predicted model, not a curated record.